AUGCGGGUGAUGGGCCCCGAUUCAGCAGGGCAGCAGACGCCCCGCGGGAAGGCCAGCCACCUCCGGUGGUCCCGGAGCGAGAUCGCUUCCCGCUGCCCCCGGGACCUGCGGUUCACCCGCCAGAUACUGCUGACACACCGCUGCGGCCAGUCCCGAACAGUCCCUGACCGCAAAGAGACCCGGCGCCCGCAGGGGACAGGAGGGGGCCGCCCGACCAUCCGCAGGAGAGUCCUCUUCCUCUCCCUCCUCUGCAUCCUCUCCAAGGUGUGCGCCCAGCUGUGCCGGAGGCCAUGCUACUGCCCCUGGGUGCCCCCCCGCUGCCCCCGCGGGUCCCCCCUGGUCCUGGACGGCUGCGUUGAAGCCAGCGAGGAGGGCUGCGAGUUGAACGGCCGGGUCUAUCGGGACGGGGAGGUUUUCCAGCCCAGCUGCAAACUCCAGUGCCGCUGCCUGGACGGGGGCUUCACCUGCGUGCCGCUCUGCCAGGAGGACGUCCGGCUGCCCACCCUGGACUGCCCCUACCCACGGCGUGUGGAGGUCCCGGGGAAGUGCUGCCCUGAGUGGAUCUGCGAGGCCCGGGACCGGCACCUCCUUCGGGAUGCUGGGGCAGUCCCUGGGGCUCCCCCCCUCUCCUCCAACCAGACCCGCUACUGCCGGCUGGAGACUCAGCGGCGGCUCUGCAUGGCCAGACCCUGCCCGGCUCUGCCGGCGGCAUCCCCAGCGGGUUACAGGCAGGGUUACCGAGUGUCUUAG
Messenger RNA from Opisthocomus hoazin, 750 nucleotides. The record is from RefSeq and is a predicted model, not a curated record. Lineage: Eukaryota; Metazoa; Chordata; Aves; Opisthocomiformes; Opisthocomidae.